Coccidioides posadasii C735 delta SOWgp is the source of this 927-nucleotide messenger RNA. RefSeq lists its product as uncharacterized. The record is from RefSeq and is a predicted model, not a curated record. Lineage: Eukaryota; Fungi; Ascomycota; Eurotiomycetes; Onygenales; Onygenaceae.
AUGUAGCAAGAAGGAAAUGGCCCCGCGCCUUGCAGAUAAAAUGACUGGACAAGAGUUCGCAGACAAAUCUACCCAAACUGAGCCAUCCCCUCAAAGCAAAGAUACCGCCGCUUUUGACAAAUCAACCCAGACUCCCUGUAAAAUUAGAAACCAUGAACGGUCCCAUGCCUGGCAUGACCACCGGAUGGUUUCGGUGUCGGCCGACUAUGCACUCAAGUUCUCGCCCUUUUCAAAGACACCUUUAAUCGGCGUGGACCAUCUCGACAAAAGCACGGUCAUAUUGGUCCUUGCGGAAAACGCUGUGAUUCUCGCAAAUAUCCCAGAGAACCCACACGCCCGUCGUCUACACGACGUGAUAGACGAGAUUCGAUACCUGUACGACAGGCAUAUGUCAUACUUUAAUUCACCAAAGACCACGGCGUGGCUCAUCGGCCCCGCGUAUGAAGGUCGCCCCGACUGGCACCGAGACCUCAAAAUGGCGGUUUUGCGAAGGGAGAUGCGCCUCUGCCCGAAGAGGAAAUUUUACGAAUUUGUGGAGUUCCAUGAUUGGAUCCGGACGAGGGAACCUGUCCUCUUAGUUGAUGCGAUGACGGAGGAGACAGUUGUGGUGAAGAUUAAUGGAGUCGACGUCACUCAGGAAUGGAAGCAUGAAUGGUCUGAGAAGAAAGAAUCGAUGAAGGAAGAGCCGGAGCGGCGCUCGAGCGGGUACGUGACUGAGGAGGAAUAGAGCAUAAAAAAUUAAAGACUCCACGAGGCAUCGCUGUCUGGAGCAGAGCCGGGGCCCUGAUGCGUCUUGAUAACACAGUAAAAUGACCGGAACUACUCUGGUGAUUCGAUCAGUCUGUACUGUAAUAUUCCGUCUCCUGGAGGACUGAAUGAUGAAAAAGUCACUCCCUCUUAAAGAGAGCCUUGGGAAUAUUGGUAAAA